UUACCUCAGCUAGCUCAGGCUAUCUCUCAGAGGAGUCUAGCCUUUUUUGGACAGUCACGUUACUUAAACUACUCCUCUGAUAGAUAGCCUGAGGACGCUGUCCAUCAGCCGCACUGCUCUGCUCUUACUUUCUAGUGUUUUGUGUGUGUGUCUGUCCGUUUGGCAAAAUCACAAUCCAUCAAUAACUACAUCAAAACACGACCUGUGUACUCCAAAAUUCAAUCAAUUGUGUAUUAAAACUGCGCUGAAAUCGUCGUCCAGCCGUCGUUCUCGGGUUUACAGUCGAAUGAGCCUAGAAAACACUCAUUGGAUGCCGUAUAACGCCUUCCUCAGUCAGUAUUCACGUGAAUAUCUCAUUAUUGAGCACAUUUUGUUUCAUAUUCCCCAUGCGAAGCAAGGCGAGCUUUCGAAGGCGGCGUGGAGAGACUGUGGACAUCGCCAGAGAUCUCGUCCACGAUGCUUAUAGCACCACGAGCAUGCUGGCUAUACAGCGGUUGGUCGAAGGUGCAAGAAACGCGCCCGAGGAAGUGCAGAAGGGCAUCAUCCGGGCUGGCCUAGACCGCCAUCUCUACCCAUUCGAGCCUCGUCAGAAGCAGGUUGAUGCUAUAUGGCAUUUAGUAUUCAAGAAAGAGGACCUUCUUCUUGCAGCCAAGACAUCUUUCGGCAAAAGUGUGAUAUUCCAGGCAGGGCCGUUGUUUUGUCGCGGUGGCAUCGCCCUCAUCAUCAUCCCUUUGGAUCGAAUUGGACAGGAGCAGUGUAUCAAAAUCCAAAGGCUUCCGGGCGCGAGAUCCGUGUUCAUCAAUGGCAGAACAGACAAGACCCAGAAAUUAGCCCAAGAGAUUGAAAUGGGAGCGUAUACUCAUAUUAUCAUGGGCCCAGAGAUUGCCGCAGGUUGGUUUCGGUCAAUAGCUAGCAGCCCGACUUUCAAGAAGCGUGUCUGUAUCGUGGCUGUAGAUGAGCUCCAUUUAGUGGCCCUCUGGGGAAGUGGUAUCCGUCCACAGUAUGCACAGCUCUCUCUCCUUCGCCGACGGCUAGGAGGAGGUGUCCCUUGGUUUGGCUGCUCUGCCACCCUGGACCGGACGACAUUAGACACUGCGACAAAAAUGACAGGAUUCCAGGCCAGCUGCGAGUUCUUCCGAUCAUCCAUUGAUAGGCCAGAGAUCAAGUUGAUCGUCGAGAUGAUCCAACCACGGACAACGAAGAGAUUUACAAGCCUCUUCUUUGUUCUGCAGGACGCCAUCAUAAACGGCUCGCCAACGCCGGAACGAAUUCCGAAGACUAUAAUCUUUAUAGACUCCCGACGUGAUAUCCAAAAAUGUGCGGAAUGUCUGCGAGGCUGGCUACAGAAACUCUCAGCUGGGGCCGUCGGGGCCCACGACUGCAAGCAGAUUAUCCAGGUCUACCAUUCACACACUACUCCAAACGACAAGAAUGCUAUAUACGACCAGUUUUCCAAAGCGGACUCUAAGAUCCGAAUUAUGGUGGCCACAGAAUCAUUAGGAACGGGGGUAGAUCUCUCGGAUGUCACACGAGUUGUCCAAUACGGCUUCCCUCUGGAACGACUCUUAUGCGUCCUUAUCCAACGAUUUGGCCGUGCAGCUAGGAUGGCUGGCAUUAAAGGAGAGGCCAUCUUCUUGGUGGAAAGUUGGGCGAUAGGUGACAGGAUCUUAUCGACAAGACCGGCGCUUCUAUCCAGAACUCAGACGCCGUCGUGUUUAAGACGGCCUUCCAACACGAGCCGGUUAGCUCAGUCGUACUCUGCUGAUCCAGGAGUGGGCGGUGACAUCCUAGAUGAUGAAUCGGAUAUUGCCGUAGACGCCAUUAAAUAUGAUAUACCAGGAGAGCAGCACCGACGCAAAACGGAGAGAGAACGCCGAACAGACCUACACGAUGACUGUCCGGCGCUAUUCAAUCUUGUUAAUCGAUCCGCAUGCCUACGCCGAAUCCUAAUGGAUUGGCUACAAGAGAGUCUAUCGGAUCCAGCAUCUAGGUUACCGGCUCCUGAACCGCAGGAGUGCUGUAAUGUCUGUAACCCAGAUCUGGCGCGGGCGGUACCUUUCCCAUGGGAUACCACAACUGGUCUUCGUAAGCCCCAGACUGGAACGGCAUCCGGCGCAUUUUAUGACCGCCUGACCCUCUGGGGAGAUAACGUUGUGAAUUCGGCACAUCGGAUGAUGAAGCCAGAACUCUCAGCACGGUUAUUCGCGCCGAAGGAAGAGUGGAUAUCAAUAUCGAGAGAGUAUACGAACAUCCGCUCGGCUGCUGAGUUGGAGAAGUUUACGAAAUCGGCUUGGAUGAAAGACCAUUCCCAUGAGCUGUUCGAAGAGUUCAAUAAAAUCAAGUCCUAUGUAGUGAGGAACUGGCCCGGACGCUAUACACCAGGAACCGCAGCGGCAGCUCAAGUUCUAAUACGAAGGGCGCCAUUCGAACACGCUCAUCCCACAGUCGAACAGCAAGUAUCUCAACACAGAGGUCGGAAGAGAAGAUUGUCUAUAGAAGCAGAGACUCUGAUAACUCCUGAUCAGGAACGAAGAGUAUUACUCGCGCGUGAGCGAGAAGAGUACGUUUCCUCGCUAGAGCGGAUCAUUGCUCAGGCAAGGGAGGUGUCAGCCUCGUGCUCUUCCCAUCUACCUACCCUACCAAUGACCAUAGUAUCAGCGAACUCGUCAUUUACAUCUAUGGGUAGGUUGAUGACAUCUACAAACGUAGAUUAUUCUUCUGCUAGGUCAGGUGUUCUCGAAGACGGCGAGAAUGAGGUAUCAGGUGUAAUUGAUGGUAAUCGGGCCUUGAAACGUCCCAUAUUAACCCGGGGGGGGGAAGUAGAAACGAAACGGGUCGUCCUCGGCGUUCUAGACUCUAACGCAAGGUGAAGCCCUCGCAACAAGAAAGGGAAUAAUAGCCGCUACAACCACAGCGAGUGGACAUUAUAGAUAGGUUACUCUGACUCGACGUCCGAAGGUAAACCCCAUUCAUGGGCUACAUCUCUGUCUGCCAAGGGCUGGCGACGUCUGUUAGCACGAGACUAGAAACUCCAUGAGCAUGCGCAUACCAAUAUCGCCAUCGUGUCGCUAUUAGGAUCUAAAUCAGCCGUGGCUCCUCUCCUCUCAUAAGGUGGUACGACUAUUCGAUCUUCAUCUCUUAUGACCUUUGCAUUAAACACC
Messenger RNA from Eremomyces bilateralis CBS 781.70, 3161 nucleotides. RefSeq names its product ATP-dependent DNA helicase. NCBI's taxonomy places the organism in Eukaryota, Fungi, Ascomycota, Dothideomycetes, Eremomycetales, Eremomycetaceae. The transcript has 2 exons. Gene Ontology annotation, biological process: double-strand break repair via homologous recombination. Gene Ontology annotation, molecular function: ATP binding; 3'-5' DNA helicase activity; four-way junction helicase activity. Gene Ontology annotation, cellular component: nucleus; chromosome; cytoplasm. The record is from RefSeq and is a predicted model, not a curated record. The coding region runs from base 387 to 2870 and encodes 827 amino acids.